GCCCUCCCCGCUGGCCCCACCCGCGGCUGGCGCGCCGAGCUCGAGGCCACCUCACCUUGACGCUAGGGAAACCUGGACCGCUACUCGCCCGCUGGGAGCGCGGCGGAGCCCGGGGCUCGGGACGAGCCCGGCCCCGCCCCGCCCCGCCCCGCCCCUCCCGGGGGAAAGGCCGUGGUGGGGACAUGCCGAGCCCACCCGGGCGAGGGCGGACGAGCGUGAGCGGCGCGGGCGCCGCCAGUUGUAUCUUAUCUUUUAGAAAGCGAAAUGUCAUCAGUGGAAGCACACCAGGAGCAGUUGUCCCAGUCAGAUCCAUCCCCGUCACCAAACUCAUGUAGUUCCUUUGAGCUGUUAGACAUGGAUGCUGGCAGUUUGUAUGAACCAGUUUCUCCACAUUGGUUUUACUGUAAGAUAAUAGAUUCUAAGGAGACAUGGAUUCCUUUCAACUCUGAGGAUUCACAGCAGCUGGAAGAAGCAUAUGACUCUGGAAAAGACUGUAACGGGAGAGUUGUCCCCACUGAUGGGGGCAGGUACGAUGUUCAUCUGGGGGAGAGGAUGCGGUAUGCUGUGUACUGGGAUGAACUGGCGUCAGAAGUGAGGCGAUGUACCUGGUUUUACAAGGGGGACAAAGACAAUAAAUAUGUUCCCUACUCGGAGAGCUUCAGCCAAGUAUUAGAGGAAACUUACAUGCUUGCUGUAACCUUGGAUGAAUGGAAAAAGAAACUGGAGUCUCCCAACAGAGAAAUUAUUAUAUUACACAACCCAAAGCUCAUGGUGCAUUACCAGCCAAUUGCUGGAUCUGAUGAAUGGGGUUCAACACCCACUGAGCAAGGUCGACCAAGAACAGUGAAGAGAGGGGUUGAAAACAUCUCCGUUGACAUCCAUUGUGGGGAACCUUUACAAAUAGAUCACUUGGUUUUUGUCGUUCAUGGAAUUGGACCAGCUUGUGAUCUCCGCUUUCGAAGCAUUGUACAGUGUGUUAAUGAUUUUCGCAGUGUUUCCUUGAACUUGCUACAGACACAUUUUAAGAAAGCCCAAGAAAAUCAGCAGAUUGGAAGAAUAGAAUUUCUUCCAGUCAACUGGCAUAGUCCUUUACAUUCUACUGGUGUGGAUGUAGACCUGCAGCGUAUAACCUUACCCAGCAUUAACCGCCUCAGGCAUUUCACCAAUGACACGAUUCUGGAUGUCUUCUUCUAUAAUAGCCCCACCUACUGCCAGACUAUUGUGGACACAGUAGCUUCUGAGAUGAACCGAAUAUACACACUUUUUCUGCAGAGGAAUCCUAACUUCAAAGGGGGUGUCUCCAUUGCAGGUCAUAGUUUAGGUUCACUUAUAUUGUUUGAUAUCCUAACAAAUCAGAAAGAUUCUUUGGAUGGCAUUGACAAUGAAAAGGGCUCAUUAACUACUGUUAUGGAUCAAGGAGAUACACGAACACUAGAAGAAGAUUUGAAGAGACUUCAACUCUCUGAAUAUUUUAGUAUCUUUGAGAAGGAAAAAGUAGAUAAGGAAGCUCUGGCUUUAUGUACAGAUAAAGAUCUUCAGGAAAUGGGAAUUCCCUUAGGACCAAGAAAGAAGUUACUAAACUAUUUCGGGACCAGAACAAGUGCAAUGGGUAUUAAUAGACCAACACAAUCUGCUUCAGAGGUUAACAGCUCCAGAGGAUCUGAAUUCUGCAACAGCUCUGAUAGUAAAAAUAAUGGCUAUCUAGAUGUUGGCAUUGGGCAGGUAUCUGUAAAAUAUCCCCGGCUCAUAUAUAAGCCAGAAAUAUUCUUUGCGUUUGGAUCACCUAUUGGAAUGUUCCUUACUGUUCGAGGACUAAAAAGAAUUGAUCCCAAUUACAGAUUUCCAACAUGCAAUGGUUUCUUCAAUAUUUAUCAUCCUUUUGAUCCUGUGGCCUAUAGGAUUGAACCAAUGAUAGUCCCAGGAGUAGAAUUUGAGCCAAUGCUGAUCCCACAUCAUAAGGGCAGAAAGCGGAUGCACUUAGAACUGAGAGAGGGCCUAACCAGGAUGAGUAUGGAUCUUAAGAACAACUUGCUAGGUUCCCUGCGGAUGGCCUGGAAGUCUUUCACCAGAGCUCCAUAUCCUGCCUUACAAGCUUCAGAAACAGCAGAAGAAACUGAAGUAGAAUCUGAAUCAAGUUUGGAGAAGUCCAGUGACGUUAACACCGAAGAGACCCCUGUCACAGUAAAAGAAGAAGACCCCCCCAUCAAUGUGGGGAUGCUUAACGGAGGCCAGCGCAUCGACUAUGUGCUACAGGAGAAACCUAUUGAAAGCUUCAAUGAAUAUUUAUUUGCUUUACAAAGCCACCUAUGCUACUGGGAGUCUGAAGAUACAGUAUUGUUGGUCCUCAAAGAGAUCUACCAAACCAAGGGUAUCUUUCUUGAUCAGCCCUUACAGUAAAAUGACCCACCCACAGCUGUUUAAUAUGGACUUUGAGGGACUCUUCCCCUGAACACUCACCUGUUUGUUGCUGAAAUUUCCUCCUCAGCCGCAUCACUUCCUGCAUGUUGCCUGCCAGUUACCACUACGGAGUCUUUCUUCCUUUUUGGAAUUGAGUGACAAAGCAAGGGGAAGACCCUAUUUCCUUGUUACCACUGAGUUCAAGUAAACACUGGCCAUUCUUUAUGGGGGCAUUUGCAUCAUCUAAUUCUCCGGUGAUACUAGGUGACACACUUAUCUUACAAGAUGGAAUAUGGUCUGUUUGGGGUUAGCUUGGUUUAGAGUUAGAAUUUCUUUUUUUUAAAGAAAUUAUUGCUUAUCUUUAGAAAAUGAUACUCUGAUUUGGGAGCAGUCUGGAAAUUCCAAAGGCAUUAGAAGGCACACUCCUCUCUUUUUUGCACUGAAGGCUAAGUCUAGGUGGGUAUUGAGGACGGCUGCUAGAUUUAUCUUUUUUUUCUUUUUGCCAGUGUUUCUUUGUGUUUAUGACGAUAGAUUGGAAUGAAGAUGGAUCAGAAUUUGUUUUUCCCGAGACAGGGUCUUGCUAUGUUUUGUAGCCCAGGUUUCCCUUGAAGCUACAGUCUCCUGCCUCUGCUUCCCUGGUGCUAGGGUUAGUGUGGACUACCAUAACGAGAAUCACUUACACUCUUAGAAUUGGUCUGACUGCUAGGGAUUACGGAAGCUGUUUAUUGUUUUCAUGACUGUUUGAGCGGCUCUAAGUCUAAAGUAGAAAAUUUAGUUCCCAGUAGGUACGUGUGCAUAAAGCAAUGAGGUUAUCUAUUAUAGAUGUCCUGUCUAUACCAUUCUUCAAAUUGUGGGACACUAGGUGAGGUUUUAGGUGGGUCUUUGAUGACCCUUCUAUUGCGUUGAGGUGAAGAGGUAAAGGCUGAUGAACCUGAAGUCGCAUGGCCUUUACUGGCUACUUAGGUUAUAAAUGAGAUCUCUUAGUGGUGCCUUUUUUGUAAAACAGUUGAAACCACCUACCAGUCCCACUUGGAUAAAGGUGGUACUAUGAUGUUCUCUUCAGUUUUACUUUGUGUCAUUGCCUUCUUAGGUACCAUUAUCCAGAGUGCUUACUUAAACGGCUGUUGGCUCAGGCAGUGUUAGUUGAGCAAAAUACAUUUGGCUGGAAGGACAGACCUAUUCUGAAAACAAACAAACAAAAAAUCCAACCCUCUGCCUGUGGGGCUCAGGAGCAGCUACUGCUGUUAUUGUCAGCUGAGGCGAGAGCAUGUGCAGUGAGAUUUGCCAUGCAGAACACAGGUGGCUGUAGACCAAACUUUUUCCUAAGCAUCUGCUCACAACUUUGCUGUGGGUAUUUUCCUCCCUUUAAGAGUGUUUGCUGUUAUCAUUCGGUUCUCUUUAUGAGCCCUCUAUGCAUCCUCUUGGAUUUCCAGAGAUCCAAGUGGCAGAGGCAGGCAAGUUAUAUUUUGUAAUUUAUCAAAUAUUUUGGCCGAUGUGUCAUGGUAUCCAAAGCACUGGUAUUAAUGGCCACUGAAGCCAUCCCUCAGAUAGCAAUGGUCUUUAGCUUUUUGUGUAUAGGCAAGGAACAAAAGGAGGUUAAUUACUGUCACCAAGUUUAUAGAGGAGAGGGUUAGGUCAGGCCUGGCUUCUUAUCAUCUGCAUAUGGACUAAUAGUAAACAAGUAAGCUGCUAAGUUUCACAUAUAUGGAAUACCCUAUUUUCUUGAUGAUAUAAAUUCUGAGUAAGAGUUUUGUCCAGUUGUUGUCUUCACCUAGUUUUUUAAGAGUAAACCAAAGGACAACUAAGAGUUGAGUCCCUGUAACCAAAGAUGGACAGCUUAACCCCUGGAGAGCUAGGUGACCCAUUGUAGUGGAAGUGCUCCUUUCCUGGCGGUUUACCUCUCAUCCUUCCCCCUGUGGAAUUCUGGCUGCACAGUACACACAUUGAUAAGCUCAGUUGAAAUUAUUUAGUCAUGCAUCAUUUGCACUACUUCACUUGUAUCAUGUGCAGUCUCUGACCAAGCCUAUUUUUAGACUCCUGUGUAACACCAUUUUGUACAUACUCCUAGCUGCAGAAUUAAGAUUGCUUUUCUCAGAAGACACUGUUUGCUUGGAAAGGUUGAUAGCACUAACUAGCUUUCUAAUAUUUUGCACUUUUGAAAUGUUUGUUUUCUACGUGAUUAUAUAGAAAAGUUUAGUAAAUACUAAAAUAAAACGGUAUUGACUAGUUGCCUA
Messenger RNA from Perognathus longimembris pacificus (Pacific pocket mouse), 4631 nucleotides. RefSeq names its product DDHD domain containing 2 (gene Ddhd2). Bases 265 to 2397 code for a protein of 710 amino acids. The record is from RefSeq and is a predicted model, not a curated record. The transcript has 18 exons. Gene Ontology annotation, cellular component: COPII-coated ER to Golgi transport vesicle. Gene Ontology annotation, molecular function: triacylglycerol lipase activity; metal ion binding; protein binding. NCBI's taxonomy places the organism in Eukaryota, Metazoa, Chordata, Mammalia, Rodentia, Heteromyidae.